AUGGUUUACUUUGGACCGAGCAAGGGCUGUCAACUCUGCCGCAAGAGACGUGUGAAGAAACAUCGAGAAUGGGAAAUCGCUGUUUUGAAUUUCAACGACGAUGAAAGUCGCGGAAUCACGUUCAACGACGACGCGAGUCGCGGUCUGACUCUCAACGAUAAAGCAGAUCGCUUUCUGGUCGAUUACUGGGACUAUGGAAGUAUAUACCCUAGCUUCCAACAGCAAAGCGUGGACAGCGACUUUGAAUCGCUAUCCUACUUCUUCACCAACUGCUUGAGCCCCCCACGCGAAGUACACACACACCUUUUCGUCGAGUCUUGUUUUCCUCUCUACGCUUCGUCUCCUCCGGACUCGCCACUACGGCAUGCCACCUUAGCUGUGGCUACAGUCUGUCUCGAAUUCAAGCGGACAUGGAGACCACACACGGUGGCUGCUCAGAGACACUGGGCGAAGGCAGUUUCCACCACAAGGAAUGCCAUCUUGAAUCCUGUACUCGCUCGCAGUGACGAAAUUCUGGCCGCGAUCUUCAUGCUGGACUUCUAUGAAGGUCUGGUUCGCCGCUAUGUGAAACUAAACAGCAAUGCGGAGAUCCAUCAGAGAGCCGCGAUGGCGGUCGUGAGUGCACGUGGUCUACCUGAUCCGACAAGCGAGUCAUCACAGCGGCUGUUCAGUGCGCUCAGGACAAAGCAUGUCAUGUUACAUUUCCAGACUGGUAGGCGCGUUGCUGACUUUCACGAAAUGCUCUUCGACGCUCACCGGUGGCCGAUAUCGAGACUGGACUCAGUCAUAGCAGACAUGGCCAAUCUAAGCGCGGAUAUCAGGGAGUAUGGCUUCGGCGACUCCAAGUAUGGCGGCACUUACCAUCAACGCUGUGUCGAAAUCAUUGCACAACUACGAGCAUGGCGCCAGUCGAUUCCGCGAUCAUGGGAGGCAUGCGCCAUCGACCAGCAUCAGCUGCACCCAACGAUCACUGCAGCCGGCAUAUACGAGGGUCUCUGUGACGUGUACAGCACGCACACGGUAGCUCAGAUGAUGAAUUUUUGGCGCGUUCUGAGCUUGACAGCACUUCGGCUACUCAGUCAGCUGGGGCCCGCCUCGCAGGCUCCGAGCAUCACAACCGAGAUCCAGGUAAUUGUCGAUGAGAUUUGCGCCAGCGUGCCCUUUCAUCUGGGCAAUCGGAUGACCUACCACACGGAAAAUACAUCGCUUCACUACCCUAUCGUACCUCCCUGGCUAGCCUUUCAGACAGCGUAUGUCGACGCUGCAGGUCAGCCAACAACUCCAACAGCCACGGACCACAUCAGAAACGCUAUUUUCAAGGGAGCCUGGUUGAUCCUCACCCCGCUCUGCACACUGAUGGACUUCAGUCGGCCGCCAGUAGGACACGGCGCGUCGUUGCUUCCGCCAAUCAAGCUGCGUGCGGGUCAAUUAGAGUGGAUAGAAGCGCAGUGCCGGCGCGCGCAUCUGGUUACUGCUGUGCCCUGGCCGUAUGGUAGCGCGCCGCUCGUCAGUAUCGUAGGGAGCUUAUCGACAACACCGACCUGGGGAAGUGUCGUCGUGGCACCUACAUCGGCACAGGAGAGCACAAGUGAUGGCUAUGAGGGUUCCGAUGGGGAGGAGUGA
Messenger RNA from Cyphellophora attinorum, 1623 nucleotides. RefSeq lists its product as uncharacterized. Bases 1 to 1623 code for a protein of 540 amino acids. The transcript is spliced from 2 exons. The record is from RefSeq and is a predicted model, not a curated record. NCBI's taxonomy places the organism in Eukaryota, Fungi, Ascomycota, Eurotiomycetes, Chaetothyriales, Cyphellophoraceae.